Bursaphelenchus xylophilus (pine wood nematode) is the source of this 1371-nucleotide messenger RNA. The record is from the annotation of a GenBank genome assembly. NCBI's taxonomy places the organism in Eukaryota, Metazoa, Nematoda, Chromadorea, Rhabditida, Aphelenchoididae.
AUGCAUCGGGGAAACAGCCCUUGCUUUGUCGACCUCUGCAUUCCGAUGCAUCACCUCAGGCGGUCAACUGGAAAAAGUCUUACGAAAAAGCUAUUAAAAGGAGGUAUGUAAAUAGCUUAAGAAAUUUUUGUAUUUUCGGAGUAUCAAGAAUAUUGUUUUCAGGAAUCAAACUAUCAACAAAAAAGUUCUGUGAGGAAGAAGAUGACCUAAUCAAGAGGAACUGGGCGUCAUACUGUGAAAUCACUGGCGCCUAUGAAGUCAGAGAAGGCCAAACAAUCCUUGGACAGGCCGGUUUAAAGGGCAAAAAACCCGUAAAGGACAGGUUGUUCUACCCUACCUUGUGCCGAGGAUUGUUAAAUCGAACGUGCGCUCAAGUGUUAAGGCGCGCGCGUAGACUCUUCAAGGUCUCGGAGAGCAAACCUAUGAGAGAGAAUCAGCUGAAUACCGAAGAACUGGCUGCGCAGAAGUUUUAUCGUAAGUUCCCGGAAUGUACACAAGAUAAUGCUUUUUUUCAGAUGCCAUGUCGAAGGCCUUUGGUCACGACGCAGUUGAGGUCGCCGCCAUGGAUAAAGGAGAACGACGAAGCUAUAAGGAGAAAGUCCGAUGGAAUGAAAUUAGUAGUCAAUGUGGCUGGUCCAUAGAAAGGUCUCGGGCCUUUUGGUAAGGCGCAUAUACUUUUUUUUACAUUAGAAUUUUGCUAAUCAAAAAUAAUUUUGUCGUUUUAGGAAACAAGUUAGGAGCUUUUCAAGGCUUUGGCGCAAGGAGAAUAUGACAGCGGACCCCAGUUUGAUUGUGAACGCGAUGCCCGAUUCGCUGAUGAAGCGUGCCUUUUUGUCAAAGCCCUUCUUACGGAAGGUAUACUCUUCAAAGGAGCUUUUGCAAGCUUUGACUAGAUUCAUUGAGGAGAAAGAAGUUUGGCUGAAGAGAAAGUUCGACAUAUCUCAGAUACCGAAAAAGUUCGUUGUUUAUAUUUUUCAUCUUUUCAUAUUUUAUCUUUGCGACUCUACUUUUUGCCUUAUUUUUAGAUUUAUCAAGAAAAACAUCGAGGUCUUUGGUUUUUCGAAGUGCCGACUCAUGGCAAGAAAAAUACAAAAGUGGACUCGGAUGUGUGAGAAUGCAAACCUCUUCAACGAUUUGAAGUUCAGCAGGGCUUCGUUGUACUGUAAGUCUUUCGUUUCUUUCGUUUACUUCUGCGACUAUAAAUUACCUAAAAAAUUAAUUUCUUAUUUUUUAGUUAAGUUAAAGGCCCUAAAAAGCCACGUCAAGCGGCAGAUCAACGAGGGAGAACUCGCGAGCAAUCUUGUCGAUGACGUUUAUGCGUAUCUCAUAAAGAAACGAUGGUACCAGCGUGAACCGGAAGUAUCGGAUUAG